Molecule: messenger RNA, 681 nt
Organism: Vicia faba (fava bean)
Lineage: Eukaryota; Viridiplantae; Streptophyta; Magnoliopsida; Fabales; Fabaceae
Source: the annotation of a GenBank genome assembly
AUGUCUUCUAGUUCUAGUUCUCCCAUGUUGUUGCUCCUCCUCAUUACAACACUCUUCAUUUCACAUUCUUCAUCUCAAAUGCAACUAUUACCUCUAACACACUCACUUUCCAAAACACAACAAUUCAACACCACUCACAACCUCCUCAAAUCCAUCACCACUCGUUCCAUAUCACGCUUCCACCACCACAAACACCACCAUCAACUCUCUCUAGGAUCCGACUACACUCUCUCUUUCAACAUUGGUCCUCACUCUCAACCCAUCACUCUCUACAUGGACACAGGAAGUGACCUUGUCUGGUUCCCUUGCACCCCUUUUAACUGCAUACUCUGUGAACUCAAACCCAACCCUUCUUCUUCUUCUUCUCCUCCCCACACCAACAUCUCCCACAGCGUUCCCGUUUCAUGCAGCUCCAAAGCAUGCUCUGCAGCAUUCAGUUCCAUCUCUUCUUCCAAUCUCUGUGCAAUGGCUCGUUGCCCAUUAUAUUACAUAGAAACCAAAGACUGUGGUUUCUUUCACUGUCCACCGUUUUACUAUGCAUACAGCGACGGAAGCUUAAUCGCUCGUCUCUAUCGUGAUACACUUUCUCUUUCUUCGCUGCAACUCAGAACUUCACAUUCGGUUGUGCUCAUACCACGUUUUCAGAACCCACCGGAGUUGCUGGGUUUGGCCAUGGCUUAA